AUGUUCCAGGCCUUCGACUCGGACGGCGAAUUGAUACCAGCAAAACCCCUGCUGGACGAGGGCCUAGAAGAGUGGCUUUUGAAUGGCCCUGAUGAAACGAACAGGGUGGCCAAGCGAACCUAUGAGUACAUCGACGGGGAAUUCUACCUGGAGCAUGACACUGGGUUGACAACCCUGUACGACGAUCGAUUCUCCCAACGAACCAAAGCCGAUUUGAUAGGACUAUUCGAUCAUCUCAGGGCGGAUCAUCUCAUGUAA
This is a messenger RNA of Somion occarium, 258 nucleotides long. NCBI's taxonomy places the organism in Eukaryota, Fungi, Basidiomycota, Agaricomycetes, Polyporales, Cerrenaceae. The record is from the annotation of a GenBank genome assembly.